This is a messenger RNA of Ascochyta rabiei, 705 nucleotides long. Its product is annotated as Imidazoleglycerol-phosphate dehydratase. The record is from RefSeq and is a predicted model, not a curated record. The transcript has a single exon. Gene Ontology annotation, molecular function: imidazoleglycerol-phosphate dehydratase activity. Gene Ontology annotation, biological process: L-histidine biosynthetic process. NCBI's taxonomy places the organism in Eukaryota, Fungi, Ascomycota, Dothideomycetes, Pleosporales, Didymellaceae. The coding region runs from base 1 to 705 and encodes 234 amino acids.
AUGCCACGCACCGCCACCCUCAACCGUGAUACCAACGAGACCAAAAUCCAAGUCUCCAUCAACCUCGAUGGCGGUGAGCUGCAAGCUUACGAGCACUCCGACUUUUGGGCCGCGCUAGACAAGAAAAACCUCAAUGGCGAAGGCGAAAAGAUCGACAAAGACCAUGCCUCGCAAAAGUCAAACUCCCAAGAAAUUGCUGUCGACACCGGUAUCGGCUUUCUCGACCACAUGAUCCACGCGCUGGCCAAACACGCUGGCUGGUCUUUGCAGAUCAGGUGUAAGGGCGACCUGCACAUCGACGACCACCACACCUCCGAAGACGCAUUCCUCGCAUUGGGCCAGGCAUUCAAGAACGCCCUGCAAGGCUCAACAGGCCUCGCACGCUUCGGCCACGCAUACGCACCCCUCGACGAGGCACUGUCACGCGCCGUCAUCGACCUGAGCAACAGGCCAUACAGCAUCAUUGACUUAGGGUUGAGGAGGGAGAAGAUUGGCGACUUGAGCUGCGAAAUGAUCCCGCAUUGCUUACAGAGCUUUGCGCAGGCGAGCGGAACAACAUUGCACGUGGACUGCCUGAGGGGAGAGAACGAUCACCACAGGGCUGAGAGCGCGUUCAAGGCGCUUGCUGUUGCCAUCCGCCAUGCCACGACAGUCGUCAAGCAGUGGGAAGGUGAGGUUAGGAGUACAAAGGGUGUGCUUUAUUAG